Molecule: messenger RNA, 1619 nt
Organism: Prorocentrum cordatum
Lineage: Eukaryota; Dinophyceae; Prorocentrales; Prorocentraceae
Source: the annotation of a GenBank genome assembly
CGAGGACGUUGAACGCACUCGCUCCUGAUGAAGUACGUGAGGGUGUGGAUGCAGGCGACUGUAUCGACUGCGCCGCGUCACGGGUACACAUGGGCGCCCUGGUGCGGCUUUGCAGCAAUGGCCACCAUGAUUUCUCCCAUGCGGCCGUAUCUGCCCAGCAUCCCCGUCGCCGCAUCCGCAUUAGGAGCCGUCCAUUGAAUCACUGCAUCAAAUCUGCCAAUCAGUCGAACAGGAGGCUGCCCAUCAAGCCCUUGGCGUUUCUCGCGUCGUGCGUCCACCUGUUCGUGAUCACGCGCGGGACUCGGAGGCUGAUGUUGCUGCAGUUUUCGUGAUCUGACUUCGACAGGGCCCCAGCCCAAGCAGACCUAUGGCGACUAGGAACGCCGAGUUGGGAUUUGCCCCCGGCAUGUUCUGCAUCCAGGGGCCAUUUCUGGCCCUUUCACCGUCAAACAGAAGUUUUGGGUGAGGAGUUGGCCCCGAGGAAGGGGUCGAGAGGUCCAGGGGCUGUCGACCAGACAAAAACAGCAACUGGUCGGUGGUCUGGGGGUUCAGAUUUUGCGAGUCUUUGCAGAGCUUCGGUGGGGUGUCUGAGUUUUGUCGGUGACGUGGCUACUCCUGAAGGCCUCGUCGAAACCCACCAGUGUCUUGCCAGAACCAUGUGCUGAUCUCGAAAUGGUUGGGGCUUUGCCCAAUCCUGAACAAAAUGACGCCACUCGGGGAGUCUGGACAUCAGGAGGGCAGGCCAUACGAGUCCCAACCUUUCUUCCAAGCAGAGUCAACCUAUCUGGGGUCACCAAGCCAUUGUUGAGUAACUAGGUCAAGAGGGAUACAUCGACAAGGUGUCUGUUGUCGGAAUAGCAGGCAAGAACGCUCCAUGCAGCCUGGCGCCUCUGAGGUAAGGUGUGGGCGACGACCUUGACGACAGGUGCCAGUUGUCAGUUUGUCAGCAAGUCAUGGUGAUCCUGUAGCUGCUUCUGGACUGCAGCAGGCAGUCUCGUGUGCAGAAUGUGGUUCAUGUGCCGAUGUUGCGUUAUUCGGAUAACGGGCUGCCAGCGCACGCGGAGUCCGAAAGCCGCGGGUGGUGGCGCCGUCGUCGUUGUCCUCGUCUCGCGCUCCGCACUCGCCCUCUCGCUAGGGAAGCCCAAUGGAUGUGGAAGCCGAAGGGGUAUGUGGGGCGGGGGGUGCGCUCCGAGGUACGGGCUGCCACCAGAGCUCCACGCGCUGCUCCCGCCGGCCCUCCGCCGCAUCCCAGAGGCGAUCAGCAAGCAGAUGGGCGCCCUGGUCGGGGGCUCGGCGCCGCGCCUGUGCCGGUGGGCGGCGCAGCAGGCCCUGGCGCCGCCGGUGCGCGGCUCGCUCAUGAGCGGCGACGCCUAGCGGCGGCGGCCGCCGGGGCACAGUCCGCGGCGGGAGUCGUCGGUGGAGGACUGGGGCACAGCAUCGUCCAGCCGAAGCACACUGCCCACAGCGGUGCAGGAAUCGGGCGCGCGGGGCCCGGCAGGCCGAGCCCGUGGCUGGAAACGCCGCUCGCCUCCGUCUGCGGAGGAGGGGUCGGCGGCGCCGAAGGGAGCGCUCGGGGCCUUCGCCCUCUCGCGCGGGCGCCGGAGGAUGCUGGAGGCGGU